UUUAGGGUCGGCCGGAUUCUGAGAGCCACAGAAAGGACUCUGGACUCCGGGCGCUGAGCACACACUACUCCCUCACUCACACAGACUCACUCCUGCACUCUCUCUCUGUCUCUCUCGGUCCUGCUCCCUCUCUCCGGGUGUCGGUAUGUUCCGCUGUGGGAUCGCGUACCCGCGCUGCCGGUGGAUCCUCCCGCUGCUGCUGCUGUUCGCGCUGAUCUUCGACAUCAUCGCCAUCGCGGCGCAGUCCGGCUGGGUGGAGGACGAGAACGCCAAGUCCCAUUACGCCAGCAUGUGGGAGCAGUGCCGCGGCCGCAACGACAACUGGACCUGCUGGUCCCUGAUGGAGAACUCAUGGGCCCAGGCUGUAGCUGCGCUAAUGAUCAUUGGCCUAAUCAUCCUCAUCAUAGCCUUCAUCGUCUCCUGUGUCGCACUCUGCUGUACCCUCAACAUUCCCGUUCUGCCAGUUAUCGGAGUCCUCCUCAUCAUUGCCGUAAUCCUCCAGAUCAUCGCACUCAUUAUCUAUCCAGUGAAGUUCAAUGAGACCAUCUUUGAAGGCCACUAUGACUAUACCUGGGCAUACGGCUUCGGGUGGGGAGCCACCAUCCUCAUGAUGGGCUGUGGGAUCCUCUUCUGCUGCCUCCCCCGCUAUGAAGACCACCUCACUGGCCUGGAAAAGACCAAAUACAUCUACACUUCAUCCUAAACAUCUCACCCAGAUCAGACCGUUUGAGUGUUGCCUUCCCAAAAACAUCUUCCAAGGCUUUAUACUCUUGAAUAUAUAACAUUAUUUAAAGCUCCAGUCAGGAAAUUGUCACAGCAGGUGGCUGGUGAUCCACAUCGAGCAUUAAAUGUGUACAGUAUUAUAGACUUUUUAAGACCUACGUUUAAAGAUAUAUAUAUUGUUACUAUAUUAAAACACCAGCCUGUGCUUUAUUGGCAGCAGUUCCUGCUUGGGGGUUUAAUAGAUUAACUUUGGCACUGGAUGCUCUUUGUGUGUUUUUUUUCUAUGGGAGAAAAUGUCUAAAAAUAGCUAAACCUGCUGCCGUUUCAGUCCUAAGCAGCCAUAAAUGUGGUGCAAAUAAAAAAGACUGGUUUAAACUCUGUAGGUGUAGUCACCUCAGUAACUGACAGUGAUUCCAGACGUAAUAAUUUUAUAACUAAAUAACAUAACACUACUUCAUCACUUUGUUCGAAAAUAUUGGUAUACGCCUUUCUUUAUGGUUAAUAUCAUAUUAAUAUUGGCCUGCUAACUAUAACAUUAACACCGCUGGUGCCUUGUGUCCAAAGAUGCAUGUAUAUUUUUAGAAACCUGUCUACUGUAUCUCUGCACACUGUUAAGAUUCUAAUACUGGCCUCAACUCAUCCAAGGUCAUGAACACGGAUGGCGAUUCCUCCACUUAAAAUACAUCACCAAAGUGCUAUUUUUGUCUUCAAAUGCUGUAUAGAUUGUGUGUUUGGCGCAGACUGUUGUGAUUGAACUGAUGAAUGUGUUUUUCUGCUUUUUUUUUUUUUUUUAUACAUUAUUAGAAAACCUGUAUAUGGUUUUGCUGUUUUCAUUUUUUUAACAGUUUAAAUUGGGCAGUUCUUUACAUUGUGCCACAGUGUCAUAAAUGGACCAAUAGAAUUGCAGUGACUUGAAAUAAAAUCUUUACACUUUCCUCUUUCUUUGAAGUUGCCAUUUUACAGAUAUGACAUUUUGUGUGACAGCAAUGAUAUAAAGUGUAUAGAAAGAUUCUGUGUGAUAAAGAGAAAUUUGGAGGUUUUAGGGUUUCCCAUUUUUGUACCUGACUGUUCUUCUUUAUAUAAAUUACUAAAAAAAAAUUUUUUAUUGUUGAUCUUUUAAUGAUGCUGAAUAGUUCACUUUAAACAACAAAAUAAAGGGAAAGACUGUUUAAAAAAUAA
This is a messenger RNA of Astyanax mexicanus (Mexican tetra), 1902 nucleotides long. RefSeq names its product p53 apoptosis effector related to pmp22 (gene perp). The record is from RefSeq and is a predicted model, not a curated record. The transcript is spliced from 3 exons. Gene Ontology annotation, biological process: cell-cell adhesion. Bases 146 to 703 code for a protein of 185 amino acids. NCBI's taxonomy places the organism in Eukaryota, Metazoa, Chordata, Actinopteri, Characiformes, Acestrorhamphidae. Gene Ontology annotation, cellular component: cell-cell junction; membrane.